This is a messenger RNA of Coniophora puteana RWD-64-598 SS2, 1902 nucleotides long. Its product is annotated as Opi1-domain-containing protein. Bases 1 to 1902 code for a protein of 633 amino acids. Gene Ontology annotation, biological process: phospholipid biosynthetic process; regulation of transcription by RNA polymerase II; endoplasmic reticulum unfolded protein response. The record is from RefSeq and is a predicted model, not a curated record. The transcript has 7 exons. Gene Ontology annotation, cellular component: nucleus; endoplasmic reticulum. Gene Ontology annotation, molecular function: transcription corepressor activity. NCBI's taxonomy places the organism in Eukaryota, Fungi, Basidiomycota, Agaricomycetes, Boletales, Coniophoraceae.
AUGUCCGACGUCCGAUCAGCCUCCGCUUUCUCAUCCAUCCCUCGCGGCUUAUCCAGCGAGGAUGAGGGCGUGCGAAUCGCCAUUAGCGCACUCGGCGACAUGCGAGACAACGCUCGCACAGGUAUCCCUCUCCCUAUUUACACCCGAAAUGUGCACUCAUCCCAGUCGGCCAAAUUGGCUUCCAGGCUCACCGUCACCCUCAGCGCCUCAGCCUCCGCAUCCAACGGACACCAAUACCUAGACGCGCCUCUCCAGACCUCAUCUCUCGCGUGUCCCACUUCCCUGUCGUUUAUACCGCCCUCAAGACAUGAAAACACCAAGGCUAGCUCACGCAUGGUCAAUUAUGGCACCGAGAUGAUGGAGUCAUCCGCGUCGACCUUCUACCGACCCGUCCUAGGAAGACUACACGUCAACCAACUCGACGCGUUUGCCUGCAGACAGCUCGAUCGACUAUCGACAAAUACUGAAGCCCGUCGAGUGAUAGCAUUCGCGGUUAUAGCUCCCAAUGGUGGACGGACACCAGUGCGGGCGGAUCGCGAUGAACGUCAGGCGGUUGACCACCGUCAUCGUCGAAUGUGCAUGAAUAUGCUGCCGACGAGUUUAAUACGCAUACACCGCGGCUACAAUGUCGGGAAAGGGAUUCGGCAAGAACCGGUAAGCAGCAGCAGAUCGUGCAGCAGGGGAAGUAACAGACUACUGCUCGAAGCGGGCGGGGUCGGUGCGGCGGUGAGCGAGGAGAGUAUGCGAAAGUUGAAGUAUUGUCUGCAGUGGUUACAGUACGCAACGGAGCACAUCGACGGCCAGAUUCUCAAACUUCGGGACUUCAUCGUCUCCCUUCAACUUUCCACCGCGAAUAGCUCUACCUCCCCUGAUGCUCUGAUAUCCCCUUCGCACCUCCGCACAUUUACAGAUAUUCAUAAGGAUGUCGUACACACUUUGCGUCAAGUAGUCGACAUCGUCUCCAAAUACGCUGGUGGCGCCCUCCCCGAGCCCGCUCGCAGCCGCGUACGUGGGUUCAUGUUGCACCUCCCACAACGAUGGGCGAGCGCAACGCAGGGUCUGCCUGUCGAGUCUAGCAGACCGAGUGUCCCGUCUCACGGCACGAGCAGUGCCGCCGAGGCCGCGAGCAGCGGUGGCGGGGUCGGCGGGGCCACGAGGAGAGGAAGACAGGCUCGACAGGCGCAGAACCGCAACCGCGGGACAGCGACGCCCGCGAACUCACGGCCCGUCAGCCCGAUCUCUAGCCCCCGCGUCAAGCCAAAGUCGAUAGCUGGUGCUGCUGGGGGAGUAGGCGCGGGAGAGACGGGUACUGCAGGCCCUCCGGCUCCGACGGCGGGGUCUUCAACGGCUGCUGCGCAGCGGAUCUUGACGCUCGCGAUGGAGAGUUUGGAUAUGAUGAGAGGGGUCACGCCAGUCAUGAAGGAGAGUUUGGAUCGAGCGGAUGCAUGGGUCGAACGCCUGAGAGUCGUUGGCAUUCAGCGAGGUCAGAUAUCCGAGCAACAAUCUCAGGCCCAGAGCGACGAUAUGCCUCUUCCCCCUCCUCCCUCAUCAGCCUCAUCUUCAGAUGUCAACGGAUCGUCAUCAUCAUCAUCCACCCUAGCACACAGGCGGAAACACUCACUCCCGCACCUCACCUCGUCCACCUCGACUUCGGCUGUCUCGACGCCGGCGCAGGACACACCUUACUCGAGCGUGCCGACGACGCCCAUCGAGCUCUCAUUGGGUGCUGUGCACCAGUUGAAUCAGGUGCAGGUGCAGCAGUCUCCGAUGGGGGCGGCGCAAAUGCAGAGUUUGCCGCCGCUAGCGGCGUUAUCGUUGGGUGGGAGAGUUGUUGAAGAGAAGGCUGGUACCGGUGCUGUUGUUGGCGAUGGUGGGAGGGAGGCGAUGGAUGUGGACGCGUGA